Microthlaspi erraticum is the source of this 810-nucleotide messenger RNA. NCBI's taxonomy places the organism in Eukaryota, Viridiplantae, Streptophyta, Magnoliopsida, Brassicales, Brassicaceae. The record is from the annotation of a GenBank genome assembly.
AUGUUGAAAGCUGGCGCUGAUUUGCAAUUUCCACCAGGAUUUAGAUUUCAUCCGACGGAUGAGGAGCUCGUCCUCAUGUAUCUCUGCCGAAAAUGCGCGUCGCAGCCGAUCGCUGCUCCGAUCAUCACCGAACUCGACUUGUACAGAUAUGAUCCUUGGGACCUUCCCGACAUGGCUUUGUACGGAGAAAAGGAGUGGUAUUUUUUCUCACCACGAGACCGAAAGUACCCAAACGGUUCAAGACCGAACCGGGCUGCUGGUAAUGGCUAUUGGAAAGCCACAGGUGCUGAUAAACCGAUCGGUCGUCCAAAACCGGUCGGAAUUAAGAAGGCUCUAGUGUUUUACUCCGGGAAACCGCCAAGAGGAGAGAAAACCAAUUGGAUUAUGCACGAAUACCGGCUCGCCGAGGUGGACCGGUCGGUUCGCAAGAAAAACAGUUUAAGGCUCGACGAUUGGGUACUGUGUCGUAUCUAUAACAAGAAAGGUGUCAUCGAGAAGCGACGGAGUGUGAUCGAGGAGGAGAUAAAACCUGUGAUCGACACGUGUACUUUAACAGCUCCGGUGACGAUGAACUUCGAUAGACCGGAAUUGAUAGCCGGCUCGGAGCAAGUGGUGUCACCGGAAUUCACGUGCGAGGCUGAGAGCGAGACGAGUAGGUGGAGCAACGUUCGGUUGAGCAACGCCCAUGAGUUUCCGUUUAAUUACGUAGAUGCCAUCGCCGAUAACGAGAUUGUCUCACGGCUGUUGGGCGGGAAUCAGAUGUGGCCUACGGCGCUGGAUCCACUUGUUGUUCGGCAGAAAACUUUUUGA